Molecule: messenger RNA, 726 nt
Organism: Oncorhynchus gorbuscha (pink salmon)
Lineage: Eukaryota; Metazoa; Chordata; Actinopteri; Salmoniformes; Salmonidae
Gene: diaph3
Product: diaphanous-related formin 3
Biological process (GO): actin filament polymerization; actin cytoskeleton organization
Cellular component (GO): cytoplasm; actin filament
Molecular function (GO): small GTPase binding; actin binding; microtubule binding
Source: RefSeq, a predicted model, not a curated record
CCCAAGUCAGAAGUUUGAGCUGUUGAAAAAUAUCAACUCGCUUUAACGUUGUUCUGAUAGCUUAACUGCCUUUGUCAACCUCGUUUGGCAAAUAUUUCAACAAUUGUAUUCAAGAAAAACGACUGUUAUCUUUUCUAUACGUCUUGGAAGGAAAAACCUACCUGAAAAAGCUUACAAAUUGGAUUAAGGAAAUCCGACCGUGAUAGUUAGCUAGCUCGUUAGCAUCUUUGAAAGAGUCGCUUUUCUCUCUCUCUCCUCGUUUUGUACCCCGAUAUCAGGUUUUAAAGUAACUUUUCCACCAAUAAUCUCUUUUGUUCAACAAACCGUAUUGCAUGUUUCGCCGUUGUUUUGUUUUGUUUGUAAAGGUCGGGUACAGUAGUGCCAGCGAGUAGCUAAUCUACUGUAGUUGCCAUGGAGAACUGGACUAAUCUUCAGUCCAGUGCACGAGACAAACAGCGAAAGAAGGGAGGACAAGGUGGAUCGUCUGGAGGCGAGGAUGGAGACCGUAAACCAAAGUUUCAUUUACAGGUUAAAAACAUGAAGGAUGAUAUGAUGGACAGGUUCGCUAGUAUCCGUAUCCCGGGCAGUAAGAAGGAGCGUCCUCACCUCCCUCACGUCAAACACUCCUCCUCGUCUGAAUGGUCUUCCUCCGCCGCUGAGUUUGAGGACCUGUCCUCCAAGAUCACCUCAGAACAGGAGAUACUGGGCCUCUUCGAGAAGAUGAUG